Exophiala viscosa is the source of this 2555-nucleotide messenger RNA. RefSeq lists its product as uncharacterized. Gene Ontology annotation, biological process: regulation of DNA-templated transcription. The record is from RefSeq and is a predicted model, not a curated record. Gene Ontology annotation, cellular component: nucleus. Bases 169 to 2331 code for a protein of 720 amino acids. NCBI's taxonomy places the organism in Eukaryota, Fungi, Ascomycota, Eurotiomycetes, Chaetothyriales, Herpotrichiellaceae. The transcript is spliced from 3 exons. Gene Ontology annotation, molecular function: zinc ion binding; transcription cis-regulatory region binding; DNA-binding transcription factor activity, RNA polymerase II-specific.
GUCUAGAGUCAGAGUCCCAAGCUCGCAAUUGAGAAUUAGAAGCACUCCUUCAAGUUAUGUCGAUAUCUUGGAAGAGCUGCACAUCUGCACAUGUCGCACACGUAGGCUAGGCUUGUGCGAUCCUCGACUCCCGGGCCACACUCCCUAUCACAUUCCCAGACCACAAAAAUGUCGAAGCGGAGUUGGCAAGAGGCUAACCUGCCUUCCCCACGGUCGGCUUCUGGAUUGCAACGAGCACCGUCAACAACAUCACCGCAUUCUUACACGUCUCCAGCGCAAGCGCUGUCGCCGAAGAGAACCGGUCGCCCCUCCUUCGACGAACCUCCUCUGCUUGCAAAGGCUCCCGUAAAGCCACAACCACAACGGAACAAUUCCCCGAAUGGCGCGCAAGCAGAUAGUAAACUGCCUGGGAUAUCGAGGAAGGUCAAAGCAUGUGCAGCUUGUCGAAAACAAAAGAUCAAAUGUAUCAUGCUCGGAGAUCCGCCAUGCCAGCGAUGCAAAGAACGAGGCUUAUCGUGCCGGUUGAACAAGAGUCUCCAGACACUCAUGUCCGAAGACUCGAAAUGGAAAUCAGCGGUGACUAAAGAUGUGACUGCUCUUUACGCGACGGUAGAAGAAAUCGUGCGAACCUUGCAAUUACCGUCCAUGCCACAAAUGCUCGUUUCUACACAAGAUCCUGCAAUCUUCAUCGACCAAGAAGAGCAAGGAAACGAUGAGGACGACGAGGACAAGUCCCUGGACAACUCGCCGAAAGUCGCGCCAGUUGCCGACAACUUGUCCCAUGUUCCAAUCGAGUCGUUAUACCAGAUCACAGGAAUGCGGUCUCUUAGGGCCACCGAGAACGUGACUGAAGAUCAGUCACGUAUUUGCAAGCAGCUCCGAGAUACUGACUUCAUUGCGAGAGGGCUCAUUAAGCUAGAAGACGCCGAACAUCUCGCCAAUUACUACCUCAGCAAACUCGACCCGUACAUAUGGCAUAUAUGUCCAGAUUACAAGGACCUCGACUCAUUUCGUCAACGCUCACCAACGCUAACGGCUUGCGUUCUUACUGUGGCUGCACUUCAUGACACCAAACUCGGCCAUUUGUACUCGAUCUGCAACAAGGAGUACCGCCGACUGGUUGCUAAUGCCAUGUUCGAGAAGAAAAUCGACAUGGAGUAUCUACGAGCUUUGGUUCUCGGAUCAUACUGGUUAAGCGAUAUCUCGUGGACCUUGUCAGGCUAUGCUAUUCGCCGUGCAAGCGAAUUCCAUCUUCGGCAGUAUUACCAUGAGAUUUCCGAAUCGGUUAAGGCCCCAGAGAAGGUUGAUCAAGCAAAACUGCAGGAAGCCAUUGACGGCAUCAGAGUGCUGUAUUUGCUAUACAUCUGCGACCAUCAUUUAUCGAUUCUAUAUGGUCGUUCAUCCAUAAUGCGCGACAACGAGAGCUAUAUCACUGGAUGGGAAGCCUACCUCGCAUGCUCAUUAUCAACCGAUGCCGAUCGCAGAGUUGCUGGUCAAAUAUGCCUGAUGUACUUGAUGAACCAGAUACGAGAAAGUCUAGGUCCGGAAGACACCAAUGCUGUCCUACCAACUUCGGCCCUUGCCAAAAUUGCGGGAUUCGAGAGAGAUCUUGACGAUUGGAUAGCGAGGUUCUCCAGGCAUAAUCCGAGUCAGUAUAUCGGCAAUUGGCCCAACAAGGGUGCUAUCAUGCACUACCAUUGGGCCAAGUUGUAUUUGCAGUCAUAUGUCCUUCGAGGAUUACCAGAGUCAGGCGCCGUGAUCCCAGAACACUUCUUGGAGAACGCUUCGGCUGCAGUUGCUGCUGCGACGGCGAUCAUCAAUCUGCUCUUAGAGGACAAAGAUGCGCAGAUAGCUAUUGGCUAUGUGCCGCAUCACAUUCAUGGAAUGAUCGCAUUUGCAUGCAUGUUUCUUCUCAAAAUCGCCACCAAGUUCAGCGCGCAGCUAUUCUUGGACACAGUCCGGUUUCAACGACUCAUCAAUGCUUUGGCUCAACACUUCAAAUCGACGGAUGUAGGAAAGGAUCACUUGAUUCACAGAAUGGCAGAAGGUCUGGAGAAGAUGGCAGAAACCUUGGGUGGACCAGCCCGCGUCAAAACCCGCAAGGUCAACGGAGAGCAGGCACCAAAGCCCCAGCUGACGUCUUCGGCGACCCAAGCGGUCCUUGAUGAGAAGAACGACCUUGAUGGACAGUCCAUGCUGCCUGACUAUGGAUCAUUGAGUCCUGCUGCAUUUGACUUCAAUGAUCCUGCUCUGGGGCUGGGUAUGCCAUUCUUCGACUUCGAGGGUACCACGGUGGGGAUGAACGAUUCACUGUGGAACUUCAAUACUUGAGGGAGCCAUGUUUAACCCAUUAUACGAGUCUUCUAUACCAUGUAUGAAGCACGAACAGCAUAGUAUGAAUGAUUCAACGUCAAUACUAAUAGUAGUGGUGGUGAUAGUGAGAUUGGACCAAUCACAAGUCGGCGUUUUCUGCUUUGUAGAACUCGCUGCUCUAUACUUCUCUUGGCGAGGCAAUUAGCGCGGUUUUCAAGCUCUCGAAGAAAGUACCUGCGGUU